AGUAUGCGAAAUUCUGCGUGCGCACUGUUCAUGAAAAUACAGCCUGAGAAGAAAAAAUUACAGACCAUACCCUAGUUAUCUGCUUAGAUAGAUAAUUUCUUUUGAGGAAUCAACGUAUUUAGGUUAAAAUUUCUGGCAUGAGCCAGACUGAGGAAAGUGCCUAUGGCAGACCAACCUGAGGAAUCUAGUAGGGGGUCAGAACAUCGCCACGUCCCAGGGGUGUCAGUGCAUCAUUCAAAGUAUACACAACAAUUUCCAGAAGACAAGAAAUCUCGCGCAACGCGAGGAAACAAAAGAAGAUCUUCAUCAGCUGUUGAAGGUCACUCAACAAGUAAAAGCAGUAAACUCACAAACGAUCCUACUGAGUCUGCUCGAUCUCGCAGAAAUUCACUGGACUCAGUUGGUAGUAGCUCAGCGAGUACUUCAACUCGUCUCUCGUCCAGGUGCCAUUCUAUUGAUCUGCCAAUUGAACCAUACGCAAUAUCUCAGAACUUGCGUUCCAAUUCUAACGCGUCUGUGAUAGAAGGAAUACCUUACUACAAAACAAAGGAAAAACCUAAAGAGACCAAAAGAACUCCUCAAAGAGCAACAGACUACACCACAAAGAAACAGAAAACCAAAAACAGGGACGAUAAAAACAAACUUCCUACAGAAACAAAAACUGUGAUUGUUGGUUCCAAUAAACCAACUAAGACUGCAGCUAAAUCUGUGACAUCUGGGAGAAAAUCUCACACGCCCUCAUCAAGUGAAACAAACGUUGGGAGUAGUCGUAGAAAAUCUCUUCAAUCAAAGUCGCCCGAGCUUGACAGCUUACGGCGAACACGACAAAGCAAGAAAACGGGAUCCUGUGCAAGUAGCAGCGGUAGUAGGCAAUCGUCUUCCCUCUCGAAGCGCCAAGGAGCCAGUCGGGCUCGAGCGGACAACAGUGAAGGUACAAGCAGUGGGAAAUCGACGACUCAGUCUAGUCGGGGCAGAACAACAGAAACUGAGGCCAGCAGCAGCCAGAUGGCAUCAGAAGAGGGAGAAGGAGGUCGAACAGGGGGGAGUGAGGAGACCCCUCACCUUGCAGCAGCCACAAGUUCAGGUGGAGCAACAGCAAGUCUAGCCAGUGAGAGUGAAACAGAGGAGGCCGACAUGGGGAGACUACAGGCCCUAUUGGAGGCCAGAGGACUGCCCUCUCAGCUCUUUGGGGCCCUGGGCCCUCGUAUGCAUCAAUUACUUCAUCGUACCAUGGGAGGAGGAUCUAUGAACAAAGCCCAGCAGCUUCUUCAAGGUCUUCAGUCCACAGGAAACGAGGACCAACAGUUAACGGCAGCCAUUGAGAUGUGUCAGUUGCUAGUGAUGGGAAAUGAGGACACUUUGGCAGGGUUUCCAGUGAAACAGGUGGUGCCUGCCCUGGUGACCCUCCUACAGAUGGAACAUAACUUUGACAUGAUGAACCACGCCUGUCGGGCCCUGACCUACAUGAUGGAGGCCCUGCCCCGGUCCUCGGCCAUCGUGGUGGACGCUGUGCCCGUAUUCCUGGAUAAGCUGAGGGCUAUUCAGUGUAUGGAUGUGGCUGAACAGUCACUAACUGCAUUAGAAAUGUUGUCCCGAAGGCAUGGCAAAUCCAUUUUACAAGCAGGAGGAAUAGCAGUAUCAUUGAUGUUCCUGGAUUUCUUCAGUAUCACAGCACAGAGAAGUGCCCUGGCCAUCACGGCUAACUGUGUACAGAACAUGACGUACGACGAAUUCCACCUGAUUCGAGAUUCCCUGCAGUUACUGAGCAAUAAACUCACUCACCAGGACAAAAAGUCAGUAGAGAACUGCUGUGUUUGUUUCUGUCGUCUGGUGGACAACUUCCAGACUGACCAGAGGACCCUGAAGGAGAUUGCGGUCCAUGGUUUGUUGACCAACAUACAGCAAUUACUGGUGGUCAGCCCUCCAGUUAUCAGUACCAGCACAUUCGUCAUGGUGAUCCGAAUGUUAUCCAUCAUGUGUGCCAGUUGUCCGGACUUGGCUGUGGUCUUGCUCAAACAAAAAAUAGCAGAUACACUGUGUUACCUUCUUGUUGGAACAUCAGAAGAAGAAAUGCACACUGUGGAGUUGAUCUCAAGAACUCCUCAAGAGCUAUAUGAAAUAGUUUGUCUGAUUGGUGAACUGAUGCCAGCUUUGCCCACAGAUGGAAUGUUUGCAAUAGACAACAUGUUGUGCAAGUCACAUGGUAGCGUGAUUGACCUAGUCAGCUGGCAGUGGCGUGAUGACAGAGGGGUGUGGCACCCAUACACGUCUAUAGAUGGCAAAAUUAUUGAGGCAGCAUACCAGUCUGGUGAAGAUGAAAUGAGUUUGAACACAAUGGGUAGAUCUUACACAAUUGACUUCAACACAUUACAACAAAUUAAUGAGGACACAGGCACAGCCCGAGCUGUCCAGAGGAAAGCCAAUGUUACAACAGGAGGAUCACAGAGUGCAGCUUCCAGCUCCUCGUCUACAGCAUCGGAGAUUAAUCUGGAGCAGUGUGACUCGAGGGCAGAGAUCCUGAAAGAGGAUAUGGAGCUGGCAUCAGUCUUCAUUAAAACUCUGUUUGCCGUACUGUACGAGGUCUACAGCUCCUCGGCUGGACCUACAGUACGACAUAAAUGUCUUCAGACAUUGUUGAGAAUGAUAUAUUAUGCUGAAUCAAAGUUGUUGAAAGAAAUUUUACAAUCUCAGCCAGUUUCAAGUCAUAUUGCUGCAAUGAUGGCAUCCAGUGAUGCGAAAGUAGUUGUGGGGGCCAUUCAGAUGGCAGAAAUUCUCAUGCAGAAGUUGGCAGACAUCUUUAGCGUGUACUUUAGGAGGGAAGGUGUAAUGCAUCAAAUAAAACGAUUGGCUAAUUCUGAUCUGAAGGCGGGGUCUCCUGCUAAGCCCACCCUUAUGACUGCCUCCUCAUCCAGUCUCAGUAGUACCUCAUCUGGGUCAGUUGUCUCGGAGUCGGUCUCCAUGGAGAAGGAAGGUGCUUCCCCUGCUGCUGUCGAGGAAAGCCCCAGCUCCAGUCAGAUGAAACUUAGUGAUGUCCUGAAAAGAAAGAAAGCACCGAAGCGUUCAUUGGGGAGAAAGAGCAAGGAGGAGGGGACAUCAUCCGAAACAAAACCAUCCUCCAGAAGUUCAGGUCGAGCAAAGUCAGCCUCCGGUAAAGAGGGCAAGACUUCCUCCUCGUCUAAAAUCUCCUUCCUUCCGAGCCUCAACCCCCGCAGCUGGGCCAAGUUUUCAUCCAGCGACAGAGUGCCAAAAACAUCUGCAUCAAAGGAUGCAGUUUUAUCGAAAAACUCACAAAUAUCAGCUCACAGAGAAAAAGUUAAAACUUGGAUCAAAGACCAAGCGGACAGAUUUCUGCAGCAGUACUUUGGUCCUGACCCUGAGAGUGUCAAUCAUCCAGCGUUGACCGUACUAAACCAGUUGUGUUCAGCUGCAGAGCAGAUUCAGACCGAGUUUGACAGUGGUUUAGAAGGAUUGAAAAGCAUAGCUGUGAUCAUGAGAGACAGUGAUGUCUCGCCCUUUGAAAUCAUCCACAGCGGACUUGUUCAGAAGCUGCUAGCGUAUCUUACCUCCUCUUCGUGUGUCGUCCCGCACGAUGUCAGAAUCCGACGUUUCUUGCACAUUUUCCUUAAUUGUCCGGCGCCUGAUGUGUUACAUGUGAAUAGGUUGGAAAUGGAGGGAAAUCCUACAAUGUCUUCUCUAGUCAACAAACUCAUUGGAUGUCUUCAUCAGUUAGAACAGUUUCAGGUCAAAGUUCAUGACCUUCCAGGAGGCAGUACGUCCAGUGGGAGAGGAUCUAAUGCUCUCCGAUUUUUCAAUACCCAUCAGCUUAAGUGUAACCUUCAGAGACACCCAGAAUGCACAACCUUGAGGCAGUGGAAGGGAGGACCUGUUAAGAUUGACCCCUUGGCUUUGGUCCAGGCCAUCGAACGGUACUUGGUGAUCAGAGGAUAUGGUAGAUCCAAGCCAGAGGGAGACGAUGACAUCAGUGAUGAUGAAAAUUCAGAUGAUGAUGUUGAUGACACUAUGGCUGCUGUGUUUAUCAGUCAAGGAACAGCUCGUCAUAAGCUGGAGUUUUUCAUGGGUGAACGAUUCCUGCCAUACAACAUGACAGUGUACCAGGCUGUCAAAAACUACAGUAAUCCAGGCGAAACCAGUGAAACGGACACAGAGGCUGAAAGUCCGCUCGGACACGCCAAUAUCUGGGUCCAGACCCACACCAUAUGGUACCGUCCGGCCUCCGAUAGUGAGGAAGCUUCAGCAACAAGUCCAAAGAAAACCAAGGGAGAAAGCAAAUCUCAGAAGACGGUCAGGAGGAAGACGGAUGAAUUGUGGAAUGAUGGUCACUGCCCUGUGAUGGUUCCUGCCUUGAACGCUUACUUGACUGACAAACUUCCUGCUUUUGUGACCGUGCAGGACGCCUCACUGGACGUGAUAGCUUUAUUGCGGAUCCUGCAUGCCUUCAACCGAUACUGGUCAACCAUGUAUGAGGUGCCUUGUCCAGUGAACCCAAUACUGCCCUACACAGAAUUUCAGAGUUCAAAAUUAACAGCAAAAGCCAACCGUCAGCUGCAAGAUCCACUGGUCAUCAUGACUGGGAACUUACCGAACUGGCUGGCUGAAAUCUCCACAGCAGGCCCUUUCCUGUUUCCGUUUGACACUCGUCAAUUGUUGUUCUAUGCUACCACUUUUGAUCGAGAUCGUGCUCUGAUGAGGCUGCAGGAUAACACCGGAGAUAAUGGACCUACAGACAGUACGGACAGAGUGGCUCCCAGACUGGACAGGAGAAGGAAACAAGUGAGCCGGAUAGACCUGUUAAAACAGGCAGAGAAAGUCAUGGAGGACAUAGGAAACUCGAGGGCUCUGCUGGAAAUUCAGUAUGAAAAUGAGGUGGGAACUGGGUUGGGUCCCACUCUGGAGUUUUAUGCUUUGGUAUCCAAGGAGGUACAGAAGAGUGACCUUGACCUGUGGAGAGGAGAGGCCAUCAAGGAAAAAAAUGCAUCAGGUGAGGAUGACGAGAUCCUGUAUUGUUAUUCCCCUUGUGGCUUGUUUCCUGCUCCUCUACCUCGCAAUGCUAAAGCUGCAGUUAUCAACAAGGUCAAGGCUAAAUUCAAGUUUCUAGGAAAGUUUAUGGCCAAAGCUCUGAUGGACUCCAGAAUGCUGGAUAUUCCUCUCAGUUUAGUUUUCUACAAAUGGCUGUUGGGACAGGAACACAGUCUGACCUCCAGUGACCUUCAGCACCUUGACCCAGUGAUUGCCAAAUCAUUCCAGCAACUAGAGGAUGUGUUACACCAGAAACAGAGAAUACUUAGCGACAAAUCACAUACUGAGGAGAGCCGUCAAUUGGCAUUAGAAAGUUUGACCAUGGAUGGCUGUAGUGUAGAAGAUCUGGACAUUAACUUUACAUUACCUGGUUAUCCCAGCAUAGAGCUGAAAAAAGGAGGGCAUGAUAUCACCGUCUGUCUGGAGAAUCUAGAGGAAUACCUACAGUUGGUGGUUCAUUGGAGCCUAGUGGAAGGCGUGUCUCGUCAAUUUGAGGCCUUCAGGGAGGGAUUUGAGGAGAUAUUCCCUCUGUCCACGUUACAGAGCUUCUACCCAGAGGAGUUAGAGCAGCUAUUCUGCGGAAGUAAGAAGGAGGUUUGGGACGUGAAGAUGUUAAUGGAAUGUUGUCGGCCUGACCACGGUUAUACACAUGAUAGUCGGGCUGUCAAUUUCCUGUUUGAGAUUCUCAGUUGCUAUGAGGAAACGGAACAAAGGCAGUUCCUACAAUUUGUCACUGGAUCGCCACGAUUGCCCGUCGGAGGCUUCAGAAGCUUAAAUCCACCUUUGACGAUCGUAAGAAAAUCAUUCGAAGGAUCAGAGAAUCCCGACCAUUUCUUACCCUCGGUGAUGACAUGUGUGAACUAUCUCAAAUUACCAGAUUAUUCUACCGUGGACAUGAUGAGAGAAAAGUUAGGGGUGGCUGCCAAGGAAGGACAGCUCUCUUUCCACCUGUCAUAGGAAGAACUCGGGGAUGUUUGUUUUUUUAAAUACCCUAAGUGGAAAAUGUGGAUUAAAAUGUAUUGGAAAGGGAAAGUGUAGUUAGAUUAUGUGCAUAGUCGUGUUGGAUGUACACAAGAUUCUUCAAAAAGUAGGAGCUUACCGAUAGACUGGAAUGCAAGGAGAUACAAAAAUGCUGCCAUGAGCUGUGAACAUGAAAUAAAUAAAACUCCUCAAGAUCAAUUGCAUUUAAACUGGUUGUGUGCUUUUUUUUGGUUCAUUUUUUUUAACAAGAUACAUGUAUAAAGAGAUUGUGUAUGGACAACUUCGGUUUUGUAAUAUUUGUGUUUCUGUUGAUGAGGCCAGCAGGACAAAGCCAUUCAUUGUAUGGAAGUAUCUGUCGAUGAUAUAUAUUUUUUGUUUAUUGAAAUAAAUCUUGGCGUUUUAUUCACAAAAAAA
Ostrea edulis (European flat oyster) is the source of this 6432-nucleotide messenger RNA. Its product is annotated as E3 ubiquitin-protein ligase TRIP12-like. Lineage: Eukaryota; Metazoa; Mollusca; Bivalvia; Ostreida; Ostreidae. The record is from RefSeq and is a predicted model, not a curated record. Gene Ontology annotation, molecular function: ubiquitin protein ligase activity; zinc ion binding. The transcript is spliced from 38 exons. Bases 163 to 5994 code for a protein of 1943 amino acids. Gene Ontology annotation, biological process: proteasome-mediated ubiquitin-dependent protein catabolic process; regulation of double-strand break repair; protein polyubiquitination. Gene Ontology annotation, cellular component: nuclear speck.